AUGUCUAAUCCUGUGUACACUUUGACCGAGGGUCAGCCUGUUCGCGAUCCCUCCGUGAGCACUACGUUGCCUGUCUUUGGGGGCGGCGGUCUCACAACACUUGUCGUCCAUGCCAAGGCCGCUGGUGCUUGGGGUGAAUUCGAAGUUACAAACCCCGAGAUCGCUCAAUUGACUUGCGCCAAGUUCCUUGAUACCGCUGGCAAGAAGACCCAAGUUCUCUUCCGUCUCAGCACCACUGGUGGUGAGAAGGGCAGCGCCGAUACCGUUCGCGAUGUCCGAGGAUUCUCUGUCAAGUUCUUCACAGAGGAAGGAAACUACGACAUCGUAGGGAACCACGUUCCUGUCUUCUUUGUCCGUGAUCCCAUGCGAUUCCCUUCGUUGAACCGAAGCCACAAGAGACAUCCCGCUACCAACCGACCUGAUGCAACUAUGUUCUGGGACUUUCACGUUAAUCAACCCGAGAGUGUCCACACCCUAAUGCAUCUCUUCGGCAGCCGCGGUCUUCCAGACUCCAUCCGCCGCGUCACCGGUUUCGGCGUUCACACCUUCAAGCUCAUCGACAGCUCUGGCCGUCCCCGAUACUGCAAAUUCCACUUCCGUCCCGAGACUGGCCACACCAGCUUUGCCUCUGCUGAAGAAGCUGAGAAGAAGGCCGGUGCCAAUGCUGAUUAUCAUACUGAGGAUCUCUGGGAUGCUAUUGCUCGUGGCGCGUACCCUGUCUGGAAGUUGUAUGUUCAGAUCAUGGAGCCUGAGAGGGCCGAGACUUUUGGUCGGGCUUUGUUCGACAUUACCAAGAUUUGGUCUCAUAAGGAAUUUCCUUUGAUUGAGGUUGGAAAGAUGACCUUGAACAAGAACCCUGAGAACUACUUCGCCGAGAUUGAGCAGGCUGCCUUCUCACCAUCGAACUUGGUCCCUGGUAUCGCUGCAACGCCUGAUCCCAUGCUCCAAGCUCGCAUGUUUGCCUACCCCGACGCCCAGCGAUACCGCCUCGGCUCCAACUACGCCCAACUCCCUCCCAACCGUCCCAUUGCCCCUGUCUACGCCCCCUUCGUCCGCGACGGCAUCACCACCACCAAGAACUAUGGCGGCGACCCCAACUACGUCCGAAGCACUCUCAGCCCCGGCGUCACCACUCAAUCCAUCACUCAGAUCACACACCAUGAGCGCAUUGCUGCAAAUGCCCUGCUGGGUCUAAAUGAGAUCCCCGUCGAUGAUGAGGACUUUGUUCAGCCUCGAGAUUUGUGGAGGAGAGUCUUUGAUGAUGCUGAGAAGGAGAAGUUUGUUGGAAAUGUCGUUGGAAGCUUGGCCGGUACACCUGCGCCUUUGAGGGAGGCUGUCGUUGCUAUGUUUAGCAAGGUUGAUGGUGAGAUUGGCCAGCGAAUGAUGGCCAAGAUCAAGGAGGAUGCUACCCACCUUUAG
Messenger RNA from Fusarium redolens, 1419 nucleotides. Its product is annotated as catalase P1. The coding region runs from base 1 to 1419 and encodes 472 amino acids. Gene Ontology annotation, biological process: hydrogen peroxide catabolic process; response to hydrogen peroxide. The transcript is spliced from 7 exons. Gene Ontology annotation, cellular component: peroxisome; mitochondrion; cytoplasm. Gene Ontology annotation, molecular function: catalase activity; heme binding. The record is from RefSeq and is a predicted model, not a curated record. NCBI's taxonomy places the organism in Eukaryota, Fungi, Ascomycota, Sordariomycetes, Hypocreales, Nectriaceae.